CGAGCGAAUUGAACGUUUUAAAUCCGUUUUAGUUCUUCGAUCCAUCAGUGUUCCCCCGAAGGCGAUCGUGACCGAACGCAAGUAUCCAGCUACGACAGCGCCAGUGUUUCUGCAAACAAGUAAAGGUCCUGUAACAUACGAAGGCCUUCAUUGUGUGACUGCAUUGACCGGUUCGAGAGGAAUUUUUCGGUUGCAUUUGUUAACCCAUCACAACGGAGAGCCCCAGGCAAACGGGGCCACAAGCUCGUGUUUCGGGGAAGGACAGUGCUCCCCCCGCCAAGCGACGCUGGGUCCCACCAUCAACAUUGCGCCAUAAACAAGAUGUUAUUGUUACACCGGAAUCCCGUAACGACCUCGUCUUUCUUCCAGAAGCUGAGCGAUGAUAUACUGCAUACAGAAUUAACUUCACAUAAUAUACUUAAAGGUGUUAUUUUGUUGAUCUUCGAAAAGGCACUCGAUGAGCCGAAAUACUCGUCUAUGUACGCACAGCUGUGCAAGCGGCUGUCAGAGGAAGCUCCUAACUUUGAGGAAAAGGGACCGUGCACAUUCCGACUGCUCCUGCUUAAUAAAUGUAAGGCCGAAUUCGAGAGUCGAUCCGAACUGUUGGAUAAACAUGCUUGCGAUCCUCUUUUGGACGAGGAAGAGCGUCGCCAGUUGGCAAAGCGCAAAAUGUUGGGUAAUAUUAAAUUUAUCGGCGAACUGGGCAAAUUGGAGAUUCUAUCGGAGGGUAUCUUACAUCGCUGCAUACAAGAACUAUUGGGUCCGCGACGAGGGGAGGAUCCAUCGGAAGAUCUGGAAUGUCUUAGUCAAAUCAUGCGCACGUGCGGUCGCAUUUUGGACUCGGACAAGGGUAAAAAGUUGAUGGAUCAAUAUUUCGAACGCAUGUCGUUAUUGGCGGAUAAUAUCGAUUUACCACCGAGAAUCAGAUUCAUGUUGAAGGAUGUUAUUGAAUUGAGAAGAGACUGUUGGAGACCUCGAAAAUCUGCAAUCGUCGAAGGUCCCAUGCCAAUACAUCAAAUUCGACCAAUUGAUGACGAUCGACUUAACUAUCGUGCCAGGAAUGAACGUAUUCAAGAACAAAGGGACCAGGAUAGAUCCGAGCUGUUCCGUCAUCCCAUGAAAACACGAAGUGGUAUAGAUAAUAUGCUAAUGGGGCUCACGUUAAGCUCACCUAGCACCAAUCUUAUUUCUGCUCAUUCUUUCAGUCCUAACGGCUUCGGUAGCCAAAGAGACGGCGGUUUCAGGCCCCACAACAACCAACGCUCCGGUUUCGGGUAUAAUAAUCAACGCGGACAGUAUAAGCACAACCAAACUAACACCAACAACCAAUUUAACACACAAUCGAGUAAAGAUCUUGCGCCACGUUUUAAAAAGAAUUUAAUUGUCCCGCACGAAGAAGAUCUCGGCGAAUUACAGUUACGACCCUCCAUGAUAUUUAACAAAGCGUCGAUGAAAAGUAGCAACAUCAUGAAUAAUCGAUCGACUGAGCCGCAAUUGCAAACUCCAAGUAGCAAUAAGCAAACGCCGACGGCUCUACUAAAGGAAGCACUGCCGAUUAAACAAGCGUCUGUGGAGAAACCGAAACAAGGGAAAAAGGAUAAGGGUCCAACCAAAGAAGAACUGUUAAAAAAGCACAUCGCAAUGUUGGAAGAGUAUUUCAAAGGCGACAUAGAUAUCAUUCAAGCUGUCGACUCGUACAAAGAAUAUAAAAUACCGGACAAGUUUGCCAAGGACAUUAUCGUUUCCGCUCUCACUACAUCACUAGAUAAAACUGAAUCAGACCGAGAAAAAACGAUUCAAUACCUGGCGCGAUUACGCAAAGAAAACGCAAUAAACGCCAACCUAAUACACGACUCCCUGAAGAUCGUGUGCAACAAAGUGGAGGAACGGGAAAACGAAAUCACAAAAGUCACUUCGGCCACUGCCAUUUUACUAGCGAUCGCCGUAACGGAAAAUUUAAUAUCGCUCACCGACGUCGCCGCCCUCACCGACAACGGCACCUACUAUCCGCUCUUCGUUCUGGUUUUGCAACAUCUGCACAAGGUGUUGGGAAAAUCUCCCCUAACCGAUUUAUUUAAUAUUAGUAAGGUAAAUUUGUUGUCGCAACUGCCAGAGACCGACAAGACAAAGAUGAGACUGGCCGAAAUUUUGGAAGAGCGCGAUCUCACCUUCCUCUAUCCGCCGCUGAAGAUCCAAGCCGAACUGAGCAAACAGCUGCACGCGGAUCCGAAUCCUCAGCAGUUCUACAAGUGGAUUAAGGAUAAUCUCGAUCCCGCCAACUUUACGGAUCCCGGAUUUAUAAAUGCGCUAAUGACUGUUCUUCUCAAGUACAUAACUCAGGAAUCAGCCUCCAUUGUUGGCGACGAUAAAGCCGUCAGCGAAAAAGAAAACAGUAUUUUAGAACGAUACAGGCCUAUCCUAAGCGCGUUCCUACGCGAGCAACCCUCUUUGCAACUGAUCGCGGUCUAUUCGUUACAAGUUCACUUCUGCGAGUUAGGUUUUCCUCGUGGUCAGCUGUUGCGAUGGUUUAACGCUCUCUACAAUUUGGAAAUAGUGGAGGAGGAGGCAUUUCUAACCUGGAAGGAGGACGUCACCGACGCUUAUCCGGGCAAGGGUCAGGCCUUGUUCCAGGUUAAUCAGUGGCUGACGUGGUUGCAAGAGGCCGAAUCGGAGGAGGACGAAGGAGAUGAGUAAAUCGUGAUACAUUCACUUAGGCAAAAUGUUAGGAUAUAAAAUGAAAAAGGAGAGUUUUCUCAUGUUUUGUUUUUGAAGUCGGCAACAAAAGUAUUUUAAAUAGCAAACUUGUCCCUUUUAGCUUUAUUUGUUUAAAACUUUCAAAUGGCACUCCACGCUGAGCGUCCAUUGAUCAUCUUAGUGGAAUUGUACAUUAUAUUAUCGUCGUUCGUCGUGUGUGACCGGUUUUUUAUAAUUUAAUUAAUGAACAGUAGUCGUGAUGUUAGAUCUGUAAGUUGUGUCUAUAAGUAUUGUUUUCCAAAUUAUAUUCAAGAUUUACAAACGAAAGCGUAAGUGUUCUACACACAUCUUACCUCUUUAUAGUCGUAUUUUUGUUUUACUAAGAUUUUUCCGAAUGUAUUUUUACUUUUCCAAAGUCUGUAUAGGUUUACUCUUAAAACAAAUUAAAAUGUUUAGUUUUAAUUUACAAAGAAUUUAAAAGUACUUGCUUAGCUUAGUAGAAAUUCAUUCUCACCACACAAAUUUAGUUCAAUUUUAUUCUCAACUGUGAAUUUUGUGUUUGAUUAAAUAAACAAUUAGGUUGG
Molecule: messenger RNA, 3278 nt
Organism: Photinus pyralis (common eastern firefly)
Lineage: Eukaryota; Metazoa; Arthropoda; Insecta; Coleoptera; Lampyridae
Gene: NAT1
Product: eukaryotic translation initiation factor 4 gamma 2
Exons: 9
Coding region: 322-2694 (790 amino acids)
Cellular component (GO): eukaryotic translation initiation factor 4F complex
Molecular function (GO): mRNA binding; translation initiation factor activity; protein binding
Source: RefSeq, a predicted model, not a curated record